CUCUUCUUCUCCCAUCUCCUUAUAAAUAUGUGUGAUCCAGUAUUUCCGUACAGCAAGAAAAGGAUAUCCACCAGUUAUCAUUGUCGCAGAGUAGGCAAACUACUUCAAACGAACCCUAAUGAAAGGGCGGUUAUAUACCAUCGUGGCGGCCAGGGAGCUGUGAGAGACGACACAGAUGUAGAAGUGGAUUUCAGACAGGAAAGCUACUUUUUUUAUCUUUCAGGUGUGGAGCAUCCAGGCUUUCAUAUCCUCGUCGACCUGUACAACGACACUAUAUAUCUCAUUCCUCCUACCGUGCCGGAUACUGAGAUUUUGUGGAAGGGUGAGCCUGACACCGCCAAGGAACUACUAGAGAUAUAUGACGCAGAUAAGGUCAUAGCAGAGGCCGAUGUACCUGCCCUUCUUCAAGUAUUGUGCCCUCAAGUAGUCUAUGUCUUGGACACAGUCGACACUUCGAUUAUAAAAGCAGCCGGUAUACAUGAAUGCCAAUUAGACAAGGUCUGCCUGAGAGUAGCCAUGGAUGAGUCUCGAUUAAUAAAGUUUCCGUGGGAAAUUGAGCAUAUUCGAUACGCUGCCCAAAUCUCCUCUCAUGCUCACAUGGCUUUGAUGCAACGUGCUCAAGCAGGACAACCAGAGUCAUAUUGUGAGGCUCUGUUCAGAUGGGUGUGUGCAAGGAAUGGAAUGCCGCGCCAGUGUUAUAUCCCUAUCAUUGCUUCUGGAUCGCGUGCAGCUACUUUGCAUUAUACUCGUAAUGACAAGACCCUUCCUGAAGGUGAGCAUGCAAUGCUACUCGUCGAUGCAGGUGGAGAGCGUUUUUGCUACGGUAGCGAUGUCACUCGCACAUUUCCUAUAUCCGGUCGGUUUUCUUCCGAAGCAAAGACUAUUUAUGAGAUUGUACUGAAAAUGCAAGAGACUAUAUUGUCUCAGUUAAAGCCAGGUGCAAUGUGGGCUGGUCUACACAACCUAGGUGUGUAUAUACUAUGCCAAGAGCUUAUUCGAAUCGGUAUCCUCGUAGGUGGGACUCAUGAAGAGCUCUUGCACCUUGGUCUUCCCAGAGCAUUUUACUUUCACGGUACUGGUCAUUCUGUCGGUUUAGAUGUUCAUGAUGUAGGAGGUCGCACCGCAGGUGUAUUGACCAACAGCUAUCAUGAGCGAAAGAUUCAGUCUCAAAUGUUGAUCAGUCGUCCAUUGAAGAAGAACAUGGUACUCACAGUAGAACCUGGCCUUUACUUUAAUCCGACUAGCAUUGCGAUGUGGACACAAAAACCAGGAUAUGCAAAGUACUUUAACAUGGACAUGAUUAACAAGUACAUGCCAGUCGGAGGAGUAAGAAUCGAAGACACUGUGGUAUUAACUGAAGAUGGGUAUGACAAUCUUACAAUUGCACCAAAGACAGUAAACGACAUUGAGGCUCUCAUGGCUUGUCGUGCCCAGUCUUAUAUGGAUUCCAUGCCCUGAUAACCUAUAUUUACGUUCUGUGACUCCUACAAUCAGCCUAUUUUUUAUAAUAAAAUACAAACCUUGUUUAGUUU
This is a messenger RNA of Phycomyces blakesleeanus NRRL 1555(-), 1532 nucleotides long. RefSeq lists its product as hypothetical. The coding region runs from base 28 to 1458 and encodes 476 amino acids. The record is from RefSeq and is a predicted model, not a curated record. Lineage: Eukaryota; Fungi; Mucoromycota; Mucoromycetes; Mucorales; Phycomycetaceae. Gene Ontology annotation, molecular function: metalloaminopeptidase activity; manganese ion binding. The transcript is spliced from 5 exons.